AUGACUCCUCGACGCUCUUCUCGGGCUCGCACCUCCCAACCCUCUCCUGCCCUCAUCCAACAGACCAACUCCUCCAGCUCCUCAAGUUCUACCCGAGAGAGGAGCACCCGAUCGAACCACAAAAAUGUCUCCCCCCACGAAUCCUCCGGCCACCGGUCUCAGUCCAUCGAUGACGCUGAAAGCGGCUCAAAGGACCUCCCGCACACGCGGCAGCGCCAGCGCGCCCACGACGAUGAAGACGAGGCACCUGGCGAAGAAGACGAUGAUGACCUAGAAGAUGAGGAGGAAGAGGUUACUCGGUGUCUCUGUGGUCAGCAAGACUACCCAGGCUUGCCUCCUUCUCGUCGCGAGGCCCUCGGUCGCGGCACCAUCAAACUGGAGUCGGUCCCAAUACCCUCUGAUCCCUCUGAUACCAUGGCAGACGAGAUUGGGAGCAUGUUCAUCCAGUGCGAUUUGUGCAAAGUGUGGCAGCAUGGUGGUUGUGUGGGAAUCAUGGACGAGGCAACGAGUCCUGACGAAUAUUUCUGCGAGGAGUGCCGAAAGGAUUUACACAAGAUCCAAGGCGAAGCUAAUGGAUCACGAUCCUCUACCUACCUACCAGUCGCUCCGGCGUCUUCGCCAACGCCGCCGCCGCCGCCGCCACCACCCCCAGCACCGCCAGCACCAGCACCAGUACAAGCACCAACACCACCAGCCCCAGUGCAGGCGCCCUCUCCCGCCCCAUCCUCCCGAGCAUCCUCUAGAGAGACAUCUCGGCGCUCUAAAGACCCAAAGUCGCGGAACAGUGAAGGCGCCUCCAACCCCAAGCGGCGGUCAACGAUGAAUAGUCGGGAUGCUGCAUACGACGAAGAAGAGCUGAUUCGACGCGCAAUUGAGGAAAGCAAGGAAGAUUCCAAGAGUAAUCCAGAUGAGGCAAUCAUGCGUCGGACCAAACGAAGUCGGAGUGACAGUGUGACGAACAGAGAAGGAUCAAAGCGUCCACGAACUGCCUCUCCAUCACCGACAGCUGUAUCCAAGCAUACUGCCUCUCACCCGCCGUCCGAUGAUGAGCAGAAGCAGAAGUCUGCAGUCAACGGUACUCGAAGGCAGAGGGCCACCUCUCGAGGCCAGCUCGAUAAGGAGCCCGCCAAAGACACCGACGAGGGCGAAGCAGAAGCUCCGGAGGCAGCGAAUCGUCGGAAGGAAAGGUCGAACCGGCGCAAAGGAGAAGAAUCCGAACAUGAACCGGGAUCUCCUACCAAGACUGUGCCAAUUGAACCCGAACCGACCCAAGCAAGUCCUAAUACCCCAACUCCUCAAGAGCCCACACCUGCUCGCCCGUCGACCCGCAAAUCCGGUCGUCCCCCGGCGCGCCGCGGCCGUGUCGGACGAAACCAAUAUACCAAGGAUCGAGACACAAAUGGGAAUGGAGUGGAUCAGGGAUAUAUGGCCAACUCGCCCCGCCGCGGUCAGUCACAUGAAAUCGGCGGCGACUCCCCGCGAGUUGGAUACGCCGGGGUGAAUGGCACACUUCUCAAUGGUGGGGAGUCUGGACGACCAAGCAAGCCACGGCACAUGCACCCGCAGCGAACAACAAUGAACGAGAUGAAGCGCCGCGUAGCUGCCAUCCUCGAGUUCAUCUCGCGCAUGCAAGUUGAAAUGGCCGUCGCCGGCGAGAACUCCACGCCGACCAGCAACGGCGACCGCGCUCAAGGCCUCCUCCUAAAGAGCAUGGUCGACCAAAUCGACAGUGCGAUGCCCUCGUCCCGCAGCGAUGGCGGCGAGUCCGCGCCUGCAACGACUGACGGCGGUUACGGCGAUACGUCGACGCACGACAAAGACUUCAAGGAACUCAGCAGCGUCGAGAUGAUGGACGUUCUCACGCGACAUCUGCUUAAGUGGCAGCAGGAGUACGGCAAGUUCGGGGAACGGUAG
Molecule: messenger RNA, 1914 nt
Organism: Penicillium canescens
Lineage: Eukaryota; Fungi; Ascomycota; Eurotiomycetes; Eurotiales; Aspergillaceae
Exons: 4
Coding region: 1-1914 (637 amino acids)
Biological process (GO): negative regulation of rDNA heterochromatin formation; negative regulation of silent mating-type cassette heterochromatin formation
Cellular component (GO): Rpd3L-Expanded complex; Rpd3L complex
Source: RefSeq, a predicted model, not a curated record